CUAGUGUUUAAAAAUCAAAGCUCCGGUCCAUGUGCUUUCACAUGUGAUUGUUUUGCUUUUGGUUUUUGUUUCAUCAAUCAAUAAUGAUUCUAAUAACAAGAUAUUCGACUAAGAAAUCUCGAUUUUUAAUUGAUUCAUUUGUAAAUCAUAUAUCUAUCGUACCAAAUCGUUAUCGUACAAUUCGUAACCGGUUAAAAUCACAGAAUAACAAAACCGAACGAUGGAAUGGGGUGCAAAUCAAAUCACCAAUUGAUGAUGAAAAAUAUUAUGACCAUGAUUUUGAUUUCGAUCAUGAUCUUACAAAUCAACGACAGUCGCAAAAAUCAUUGAAACAAUUAUUUAAAGAAGAUUUUGAUAAUCGAUUAAAUGGUGGUUUUAAUAAACGAAAAAUUGUCAGAUCAUCACCAUUUGUAAAUGCUUUAUAUGAAAAUGACCGAAAUGAUAAUAAGCAUCGAAUCAAGAAUAAAAAUCAUCGGAAAGAAGAAAGUUUUUUGCAGAAGCUUCACGAAAAAUAUGAAAAUCAACGACAACAACAACAAGAAGAAACGGGCGAAAAGAAAAAAGUACCACUUCCAUAUGCGAUUACCGAAGAGAAUCGAUUCGAAAUUUUGAAUGAAAUAAUGAUGCCAUUACAUAAGUUGCCAUAUAAUGAACAAUUGAAACGAAAAUUGUACAUGAAUAAAGAUGUAUUACUAUCAUUUGGUUCCAAAUUGCGUCAUGUUAAUAGAAUGAUUCUUAUGCGUCAAAAUGGCAAUAUGCCAUGCCAUUUAGAAUCGGUAAGGCCAUCACCAUUAACGGAACGUUAUCGAAAUAAAGAUGAAUUUAGUAUUUGGCCAGGUAUCGAUGAUAAUGCCAAAACGGUUGGAUUUUUCGUUGGUCAACCAUCCAAACAUGAUCGUGUCGUAUGCGUGGAACCUGAUCAGUUGAUAAUAACGAAACAAAGUCAUAUUGAUUUGGCCAAAAAAUUUCAACAAUAUCUCCGCGAUGUUUCACCAUUAGAUGUUUGUCAAAAUUACGGCGUUGGUGGACAUUGGCGACGAUUACAUAUUCGUUCAAAUCGUCAAAAUGAUCAACAUAUGUUGACAGCUAUAUUGCAUCCACAAAAUCUCGAUGAUAAUGAAUUGCGAGAAGAAAUGACAAGGAUACAGGAUUAUUUUGCUGAUGAUCCACGUGUGUCGUCACUGUAUUUUCAUGCCACACGUCAUACACGAUCAACACACACUAAGAAUGAACCCUAUUAUCAUCUAGCUGGUGAUCAAACAAUAACUGAACAAUUAUUCGACAAAACAUUUGUCAUUUCUCCAGAUUCAUUUUUCCAAGUCAAUACAUUAGCGGCUGAAAUGUUAUAUCGUCAAAUCAUGACCGAAAUGAAUCUAACGAAAAAGACAACAGUAUUGGAUCUUUGCUGUGGAACCGGCACAUUAGCCAUUUUGUUGAGUGAUCAAGUACGAAAAGUUAUCGCUAUCGAUUCAUCGGAAUCGGCAAUUGCUGAUGCCAAGAAAAAUGCUGAAAUGAAUGGUGUGAGAAAUGUAGAAUUCAUUACUGGCACUGUAGAACAAGAACUAUCACGUUUGCAAUCGGAAUCAUAUUUGAAAACACCUGUCGUGGCUGUGGCUAAUCCAUCACGUCGUGCAUUACAUCCACAUGUUAUACGAACCAUGAGACAAAUGUCGUUUAUCAAUCGUUUAGUUUAUGUUUCCUGUAAACCACAAGGUGAUGCAUUAAGGAAUUUUGUUCAACUUUGUUCAUCAGUGACAAAUGAUCGUUACAAUGAUGAGUCGCCAUUCAUACCGAUAAAUGCUAUACCUGUUGAUCUAUUUCCACACACUGAACAUUGUGAAUUGAUCGUUACAUUUGAACGUUUUUGACUUGAAAUGAAAUAAAAAAUAAAAAAUUUUCAUUAAAUUUCA
This is a messenger RNA of Dermatophagoides farinae (American house dust mite), 1910 nucleotides long. RefSeq names its product tRNA (uracil-5-)-methyltransferase homolog B. Gene Ontology annotation, molecular function: RNA binding; RNA methyltransferase activity. The record is from RefSeq and is a predicted model, not a curated record. Gene Ontology annotation, biological process: RNA processing. Lineage: Eukaryota; Metazoa; Arthropoda; Arachnida; Sarcoptiformes; Pyroglyphidae.